AUGGCCUUUGAUCUCAUCACGUCCCUUCUUAGCUUGGAGGCCGCCGGAGUCGCAUGGCUGCUCAUGCUCUCGACAGCAACUAUCCUCAUCAUAUCCUCUCAGACGUCAUAUUCAAUCGGUGGGAAGGGACCAUUUGGCUUCAGGGGGUAUCAUGCACGACGAAGGUACCGCAUCCCCAGUGCAUGUCAUUCAGCUCUGUUAACUGUAUUCCAUGCCGAUGUCGUGCGUAUUUCAACACCAGAUAGACCUCUGCUUGUGCUCGCGCCAAAGUUUGCAAAUGAGUUCAGUAACCACCCUGCAUUGCGAUUCCAAAAAUAUCUUGAAUCUGUGUUUCAUCCACAUACUUCAGGAUUGGAAGUUUUCCAAGAAUUAGCUAGAAACGACGUCCUACCAGACAGUAUCCGGGGGAAGCUGAACCGGAAUCUCAACAAAAUCGUUCAGUCUCUUUUGCCCAAGGUUGCAACACCGUUGAAGGAGCAUUGGACAGACGAUGCAGGUUGGUAGUAGUGGGGGGCGCCACAGGAUGUAACAAUCACUAAGAGUGGACAAGAUUGGCAUGUCGUUAGUCCCACUGCCACCGCUGAAUUCCUAAUUCCUCGACUCGUAUCCCCAGUACUGGCGGGUGAGUCACUAUACUAGUAAAAGGAAGAG
This is a messenger RNA of Aspergillus novofumigatus IBT 16806, 651 nucleotides long. RefSeq lists its product as uncharacterized. NCBI's taxonomy places the organism in Eukaryota, Fungi, Ascomycota, Eurotiomycetes, Eurotiales, Aspergillaceae. The transcript is spliced from 3 exons. Bases 1 to 504 code for a protein of 167 amino acids. The record is from RefSeq and is a predicted model, not a curated record.